Lasiosphaeria miniovina is the source of this 597-nucleotide messenger RNA. RefSeq lists its product as uncharacterized. The record is from RefSeq and is a predicted model, not a curated record. Lineage: Eukaryota; Fungi; Ascomycota; Sordariomycetes; Sordariales; Lasiosphaeriaceae. The transcript is spliced from 2 exons. Bases 418 to 585 code for a protein of 55 amino acids.
GUCGUCAUCGUCGUCAUCGUCGUCGUCGUCAUCGUCGUCGUGAUCCUGGCGGACAUCAAAGUCGUGGUCUCCCGACAGUGCAUGCGGACGACGGUUGCAGUCAGCGCGAAGCCGAAGAUUACAUCUCGGAUUUUGCUUCUCUGCCUGAAAGAUCAUGGGCACUCGUCUAGGUAGUGCUUGAGCUUUGUUGCCAGCCACUAUUAUGUAGGCGGUGUACGCUUAUACUCGGACGCAGCAGCGCUUCCCAUCUCAUAUGAUCUUUUUGCUGGAGUUCCAAAUAUUGUAGUAAAUAUGUGAAUAAAAUGGAGUCGGGAAUUCUCGACAAGGCAAGAGCCUGCGGAUUAUAGAGUUGAAUAGGUCGGUUAUCGCGGAAAAGGAGGCACAGCAGAGCCGUCGCCGAGUUGAACACGACCCGCUAUGCACCGGGCCUACCUAUCCGACGUAGAAAAGGCCGUGGCGAAAAAGACACGAUGGGUUCAUCGUACAGUCAACAGUGGGUGGAGAGCUAAUCAAAGUACGGAUAACAAGGCUACCGACCUUGGUAGGGAAGGAGGGAGGGUAGGCCGCAGUUGCUCAAGUGUGUAAGGUUCCGUACGU